AAUCGAAUGAAAUUACCAAAAUUUAUAUUGUAUCAAUCAGCUACUAAACGGAUACAGAGAUGAAGCUACUUCUAAUCGCUGCUUUUGUUGUCGCCGCGGCCGCCCGCCCCUCUACCAUUGGCAUUUUAGAUGUAGAAUCUGCAGGACCUAUUAUUAUUGAAGAUGAAUCUUCAAACAUCAACACUAACCCAGCCUUAGUCGAUGAGACUGAAGACAUCAACACUAACCCAGCCUUAGUCGAUGAGACUGAAGACAUCAACACCGACCCAGCCUUAGUCGAUGAGACUGAAGACAUCAACACCGACCCAGCCUUAGUCGAUGAGACUGAAGACAUCAACACCGACCCAGCCUUAGUCGAUGAGACUGAAGACAUCAACACCGACCCAGCCUUAGUCGAUGAGACUGAAGACAUCAACACCGACCCAGCCUUAGUCGAUGAGACUGAAGACAUCAACACCGACCCAGCCUUAGUCGAUGAGACUGAAGACAUCAACACUAACCCAGCCUUAGUCGAUGAGACUGAAGACAUCAACACCGACCCAGCCUUAGUCGAUGAGACUGAAGACAUCAACACUAACCCAGCCUUAGUCGAUGAGACUGAAGACAUCAACACCGACCCAGCCUUAGUCGAUGAGACUGAAGACAUCAACACCGACCCAGCCUUAAUCGACGAACACGAAUAUGAACAAAUUGACACCAGCCCAGCUUUAAUUGAAGACAACCCAAUCGUCGUUCCUGGUGGUGUUGGAAAAUCCCCUCUGGUUCAAAUAAUCGUGAAUGUCAAUUCUUCUCCUAUGUUUGUACACCAGAUUAACAACCCCCGUGGUGUCUAAUUUAUUAACUACGACUAAUAUCCAAACGAUUGCAUGUAUUUUUUAAAUAACAAAAUAUAUUGCAUAACAAAUUG
Messenger RNA from Pieris napi, 907 nucleotides. RefSeq lists its product as uncharacterized. The record is from RefSeq and is a predicted model, not a curated record. The coding region runs from base 60 to 833 and encodes 257 amino acids. NCBI's taxonomy places the organism in Eukaryota, Metazoa, Arthropoda, Insecta, Lepidoptera, Pieridae. The transcript has 2 exons.